Molecule: messenger RNA, 1670 nt
Organism: Acanthopagrus latus (yellowfin seabream)
Lineage: Eukaryota; Metazoa; Chordata; Actinopteri; Spariformes; Sparidae
Exons: 4
Coding region: 286-1446 (386 amino acids)
Molecular function (GO): nucleic acid binding
Source: RefSeq, a predicted model, not a curated record
CAGAGAGUCAACUUGCAGAAUUAUGGUUAAAGCAGGGACUGGGACUCCAAAGAGGUGGUGGUGUGGAGAAGGAGGAGAGAUGUCAGAUGCCGAAAUGUCUCAGCUCACCGCCUUUUUGAGAGAGAGAGGAGUUGAAGAAGAGGCCAUUGCGUUAUUGGAAGAGGAAAAGAUUGACAGCCACGUCAUAGCACUGAUGGAUGAUGCAACCCUGGCAAAUUACAUCCCUCGCUAUGGAGACCGAACUGCCCUCUUCAAUUUUUCAUCUUAAGACAACCAGUGACUACAAUGUCAAAUGUAGAUGAUUUCAUCAGACUGUACUUCAGACUUUCUUUCAGCAACAAAGAAAUACUUGCAAUUUUGGCACACAGCAAUCAUACUAUUAUAAGUGUUCGUACUUUAAAACGAAUUUGUAGAAGACUUGGUCUAUUCAGAAGGAAGAACCAGUCAGACUUGGAAGAAGUCCUGGCUUUUGUCCUACAUGAGAUAAUGACAAAUGGACAGAUGCAGGGCUAUCGGUGGCUACAUCUUCGUGCAGUUCAACAGGGAUUAGUUGUCUCACAGGAUACCAUAAGGCAAAUCAUUAAACUGGUUGAUCCACAGGGUGUGGAAUUAAGGAGAGCACGACGCUUGAGGAGACGUCAGUACAGCUGCAGAGGGCCAAAUGCACUCUGGCACAUGGAUGGCUACGACAAACUAAAACCCUACGGCAUCGCCAUCAAUGGUUGUAUAGACGGUUUUAGCCGUUAUGUCUUGUGGAUGGAGGCAUAUACCACAAACAAUGAUACGAAAGUGGUUGCAUAUUACUUCAUGAAAACAGUUUCAUGUAUUGGUGGAUGUCCAGAGAGGAUACGUGCAGACAGGGGCACAGAAAAUGGUUGUGUAGAAGAAAUGCAGAUGUUUUUGCGAAGGAACCACACUGACAGUUUUGCAGGGGAGAAAAGUUUCCUUAAUGGAAGUAGCACAACCAACCAGCGUAUCGAAGCUUGGUGGGGUAUCCUCCGCAAACAGAGUGCACAGUUCUGGAUAAACUUAUUUCAAGCUUUUCAAGAUGAUGGACAUUUCACAGGAGAUUUUUUGGAUAAAAGUCUUAUCCAGUUCUGUUUUCUUAAUCUUGUUCAGGAAGAACUUGAUGAAGUGGUGAACACGUGGAACUCACACAAAAUCCGACCAAGAACAAGUGGUGAUGUUGCAUCAGCUCGGCCUGUUGUGAUGUAUUCAUUCCCAGAGCUGCACAGUGCUGUAGACAGACUGAAGCCUGUUUCCAUGGAGGAAGUCUCUGUGUGUAUGGAAGAGUGCACUCCAAAAGGCCAGUUUCCAUGUGACGAAACUGUCUUUGAACUGUGUUGUCUCCUCAUGGAAGAAAAUGAAUGGGAUGCUCCAGCAGAUGCACUUGCUGCUGCCGAUCUGUAUAUUAUGUUAAGAGAAGAAAUACUGCAAAGUAUUUAAGAAAUGGUACCAAUGAACCACAGUGAACUUGUGUUAAUACAACCACAUACUCUUGACUACUGCUAGACUACAGUCACAUAUUUUGAUAGUUAUUGCAAUGAACUAGUGUCUCUAUUGAAUAUGAAAACAUUGCUGUGUAACAUGUAAGGUAUGUGUGGCGUUUUAUAAGACAUUUGUUCCACUGUAAAUGCAUCCUGAAUUCAAGCAAAUUAAAUGCCAGCAAU